Bombyx mandarina (wild silkworm) is the source of this 4431-nucleotide messenger RNA. Its product is annotated as gem-associated protein 5. The record is from RefSeq and is a predicted model, not a curated record. NCBI's taxonomy places the organism in Eukaryota, Metazoa, Arthropoda, Insecta, Lepidoptera, Bombycidae. Gene Ontology annotation, biological process: spliceosomal snRNP assembly. Gene Ontology annotation, cellular component: SMN complex; nucleus. Gene Ontology annotation, molecular function: protein binding; mRNA 3'-UTR binding.
CUUCAAUUUUGUCUUCGAGUUCUCUUUUCGAUUUGAUUGUAAAUUGGACAUUAUUUUACCGUAGUCGACCACUAAAAUUACUUGCUUAUAUAUUGUAAAUAAUAAAUAGAAAUGGAUGAAUCAGUAUUGUUUCCUUCACCGAAUUGGUUUCAAGUAUCUGGCCUAGCAAUUUCGAAAGAUGGUUGGCUCGUCUAUAGCGGGCCGGGAAAAAGUCUUUGUAUUGUAGAACCCCUCAAAAACUAUAACAGUGUCAUUGAUUCAAAGCAGCCGUACUGUGUACAUUUUUGGAAUAGAGCUCAUAAUGACAAAAUUGUAAGUGUUGACCUAUCACCAGAAUGGCCAGAGAAGAGAUGUAUCCUAACAGGUGCUGCUGAUGGAACAGUUAAGCAGUGGGUGAUCACUAAUAUAGCCCAAGAAUUCAAGAUAAAUUCAACACACAGCCAUGAAGUGCAUCAUAAUGAAAAAGAAGAAGUAACUGGUGUUGGGUAUAGCAAUGAACAAUUUGCAAUAACAGUUGGUUCUUUUGGAACUGUUGUUAAAUGGGAUCUGAAAUCAAAUGUAGUUAAAAAUUACCAACACCUGUUGAAAAGUUUCAAGCCAGUAUGUAUGUCCUGUUCAUCACAUCUGCUGCUACAUGUUGCUGUUGGUACUAAGCAAGGGGUUAUAUUUGUCUUGGAUCUGAAUGGUCAGGGAAAAACUAUUUACAAAGUUCGAGGUCAAGAUGAUGAGAUAAUGACUGUAAGUUGGUGCCCACAGUAUGAAGUUGUUAUAAAAAAAUUGUUGAAGGAAUCGGAUAAAAGACCCAGUGUAUCUGAAAGACUACAUAAGAUAAGAAACGAACCAGAACCUGAUGAAAUUGAAGAUUCAAAUCCGAAGAGUAGUGAAAAUUUAGAAGCGUCUGGCAUGGUAAAGAGCCUUCCUGAGGAUAGUUUUGAUGAAUCUGUCACUGUAGAAGAUGAUAUGUUUGACAUUUAUAAAGAUCACGAAGCUGAUGAAUUCGGACACAAAAAAUAUCAACCAGAAGAAAUACGUGUAAAAAUAAAACCAGAUUUGAAACAAGAAGAUUAUUUAGCUGAAUGUUUGAAAUUGAAGGAACAAAUUUUACGAAAUAAAAAUGAAACAGAAGAAUCUAUAGAGUCAUUAGUUGAGGCCCUAGACAAAACUCACGUCAGUAAUGAUGAAUCACAUAAUGAUGUAUUAGAUGAUAAAAACAAAGAUGAUCUAGUACAAGGCAGUGAUCAUGUGCAUAAGCAUCUUUUAGCUACAAUUGGAAAAUUGGGUGGAGUAAGAAUAUGGUCGAAAACCGGCAAGUUGAUAGCAAGUUGUGCAGUGCCACAGAACAAGAACAUGAAAAUAAAAUCACCCAGCUGGCCUUCAUUAUUAUGGUAUAAAUCGAAUAUGCUACUCAUCGGAGACAACAGAAGUCAGUUGCUGGAAUGCAAUCCAUUGGUAAUUGAUUGCAAGAAUAAAUUAGACUGGAAAAUAGUCCACAGUCUACAUAAGCGCGGAUUGUAUUCUUUGACAACGAAUGCUCCAAGAGUUCAAACAGAAGCUGACAAACACAAAAUCUGGUCAGUGUGGUCUACGUCACAGGACAGAAAUAUCAUAGAAUAUUGUGUCGAGAAACGGGAGAAAGUAGCUGUACAUGCCACCUGUGGACGUUUUGUGUAUUGCAUACGGAGUUGUCCCUAUGAUGCGGGCAAAAUAGCAAUAAGCGUUGGAGAUGGUACAGUUCGCAUCUGGGAAACGAAUACACUGGAUCAUGAUGAUACUAAACUUGCUGCUGGCACCAUUACUGCCUACUGGCAGAAUGUUCAAGGAAGAGUUUUGACAUUAGCUUGGCAUCCGACAAAAGAAAAUUGGCUAGCCUUCAGCACCGCCGAGUCCAGAGUGGGGAUCCUGGAUACGAGCGGUCGCGGCGCCCGCGCGCUGGUGCCGGGGCUGGCGGGCGGCGUGUACUCGCUGUGCUGGGGGCUGCGCUCGCACCUGUACGCCUGCGCCUCCGGACAACUCGUCGUGUACGACGCCGCCAGACCGGACCAACCCCCAGUACCAGUAGGAGUGGAGUUUGAAGGGCAAAAGUGGGAAAUUAGUUCAAUUAGCUGGAGUAGUCGCGGCUUCCUGGUGGGCAGUAACUCUGGUGGCGUUGCAGUACUCACUCACGAACUACCUCAUACAGUCACGGCUGCUGUGUUUGCAUUUAGUAAAAUGAUUCAUUCAAUAGAUUGGCAUCCUCAACAAACUUCUAAUUCAAAUGAAGAAUCUCCUUUAAAAGAUAUGAUUGCGGUUUGUUCAUUGGACAAUCAAAACACAAUUAUAAUACUCGAGUAUAGUGAUAAAGGCGAUCACGGACAGCUGACAACAUGGAAAACGUUACGAGGCCACAAGGGAACCGUGUUCGAAGCGUCUUGGAACCCGCAUCAUGACGAUCUGCUGCUGUCCACGUCUUCCGACGCCACAGUGCGGGUGUGGGCGGCGUCUAGUGGCGCCUGCGUGUCUGUGUUCGACGGGCACAUGGCGCAGAGCGCGCUGGGCGCGGCGUGGAGCGCCUACCCGCAGCUCGCCACCAAGGCGCUGUCCGGGGGAGGAGACCACACGCUGAGGCUGUGGGACAUGAACGACUUCCCCGCCGAAGCAUACGACGAAAACAAAUACGAACCUUUAAAGAAAGAUAAAAAUAAGAAAGAGAAAAAGGAAGUAAAAAAAGAAGAUGAGACCGGCGGUAGUGAAGUGGCAACCCUGAAUCUGGCAGCGCAAGAGAAAACGAAGUCGGCGAAAAGGUUUUUACUCCCGAUAUUGUGCAAACAAGCUUUGGGCUGUACGGACGGCUUAAUAAGGAGAAUGUUUGAAAAGUAUGGACUGAAAUCAUCCACGAGUCCGUUCACUAUCGAGAGAGUCCAGGCUAGUUCAGGCGAGAAUAUACAAUGCGACGGAGUAGACAAUGGUCUUAAUAGCGAAAUAAUAGAAGAAAACAAGGGUAAAGACUACGGUGCCGAUUUCAUUAAAAUAUUCGGAACUAUUCAGGAAGUUAACGAGGUCUUAGAUAAGGAACAAACGCGUCAUUUAGAAUUGUCCAAUAUUGAAUCAUGGAUGAUGCUGUCGAUAUUCCGGGGGCACAUCGACGCCACCAUACAAUACGCAAGCCAAAACGAUUUGCUCUGUCCUUAUCUACUUAGUCUGACGCCUUGCGUCUCGCUCAAGUACUGGAAGGAUGCCACACAAUUAUAUUUAGCACAAAUAGAUCGACUGGUAGCGAAGACUGAAGGCCAUAAACUAUAUGAAAAUAAGUACUACGGCGGGCCGGUGUACCGCAAGGCGCUCACGCGGCUGAGCACGCACGACGUGCGGGGCGCCGUCGCGACACUCGCGGAAAACAAACUAUACAAAGAAGCAUACGUCCUUUGUCGUGUCAGGUACAUGGACAGCAUUGCAACACAAAUUCUACACCAAUGGGCAAAUUACUCCAACCUUUGCGGAAAUUUUGAAAUAGCCACAGUUUGUUUUAUUGCUUUAGGAGAUUUAUCCGAAGCAGCCACGGUGCUCGCGAAGUCAAAGAAACAAGAAAACUUGUGUUUAGCAGCGGAAAUAGCUAAGGCAGCCGGUCGGGCCACUCUAGCUGAUCACAUCGAGAAAAAAUCACAAAACACAAUCCCGUCAACUUCAGAUGAAACCGAAGAAAUUUUGAAAGAGCUCCCCACUAAAAUGGAAUUGCUUUUAAAGCAAAACAAUAAUUCAGAAGAUAAGGCAGUGAAUUCGGAACAUGAAGAGCCGGUUGGAAACUUAGUCGAGUAAAAAUACAGGGAUCGACGACUGUUGUGAUUGAUAUUUGUUAAUGUUGUAUUGUGGAAGGAUUUAAAAAAUCCACACUUUUCGUUUUAUGAGUUUUGUGAAGUAUUUUUAACUGUGUACAACGUGCACAAUAGGCUUAAGCGAUCAAUAAUAUCUUGUGCACGAUCUCGAUUACAACUAAAAUAUUGUUGAGGCUUGAAAUGAUGAAAAUAUUCGGGUUAUGCGUGUUACAGUCAAACUUUUUGUUUUUAGUGCGUGAAACUGAAUGCAUGUGGUUUUUUUUUUUCGAAAUAAGAUUGUAAAGUUAUGUUGUAUGUUAAGAGUACAGUUUUUUGUCAUCCAUAAAUAAAAUAAUAAAAUACUAUAUUAAGACUUUAACCUAAUAUCUCAAGGUAGCUGGUGGCAUUUGCAUUCUACUGUUUGUGGGCUUGUUGAGACUCACGUCAGUGCGUUCUUGCAUCAAAUCUGCGUUAGGUAAAUUAAUAUUAGUCCUGUAACUUUAUAAUUCGCGCAGUUGAUUGUUAAUCUCAAUAAAGCUUUAAUAUAACUAUGCGUACUGUGAAUCCUUUUAGGUUUAAAGUCAUCCAUCACUCUCCAUGUAUUGGCAUUUGUUACAUUAUAUUUAUGGUGAUAUUACAAAUA